AUGGGCGAGCAAUAUGAUGAUUGGGGCAAUCCGAUCGUUAGGCCUCGCUAUGAGCCAAGAGACCAGAGUCUCAUUGGCACCUUGAGGCACUUCUUCACCCUUGCCAUCCGGCGAUACCGAACACUUCUCGCCACGGGGCUGUUCGCAUUAUGUUUGUUGUUCUAUUGGAACGCUGCACCAAGACGUACUCCCAAGGUGCCACCUACCGACUGGAGCCGGUUUGCCUAUGUGCAAUACGUCACAGAUAAUCAUAACUUGUGCAACUCAUACAUGGUCUUCGAAGCACUACAUCGAUAUGGGAGCAAAGCAGAGCGAGUGAUGCUCUACCCGGAUGAGUGGGAUCUUGAAGAUGAAUCACCGCAAGAUCGAAACAGUCAACUCUUGAUCCGGGCACAAAAGCUAUGGAACGUCAAACUUCGCCCAGUGUCGCUGCUCGAUACGGACGGUAAAGCACAGCCUGGAACACUCAACGCACCAAGCUCGUGGGCGACAUCAAUAACAAAGUUGCGCGCUUUCGAGCUUGGUGAGUACGAUAGAGUUCUACACAUCGACAGCGACAUCACGCUGCUUCAACACAUGGACGAGCUAUUCCUGGCACCAAAGGCACCGAUCGCAAUGCCGCGAGCGUACUGGUCGGAUGAAACUAAACCUCAAGACUGGCAGCUCACGAGCCUGCUGAUGCUACUCGAGCCGAACCCGCUUGAGUUACGCAAUUUCAUCGACAUCCUCAUGUCCUGGAAGAUGAAGCCCGGCUUUCAAGUGGGCAAGAAUUAUGACAUGAACUUAUUGAACCAUCGCUUCGGCGCAUCGGCGAUGGUCUUGCCUCACCGACCAUACGCAAUGCUGAGCGCAGAGUUCCGCAAACACGACCACUCGGCAUAUUUAGGCACAAUCAACGGACCUCGCGCUCUCCAGUCCAAGUACGAAUGGGAUCCUGACCGUGCUCUUGCUGAGGCGAAGCUUGUUCACUUCAGCGACUGGCCUUUACCUAAGCCAUGGGUCAUGUGGCCUCACGAGGGCGUGGCAGAGAUGCAGCCGGACUGCGAUGGGAAGCCUGCUUGUCGAGACCGAAUUGUGUGGAAAAACUUGUAUGAUGACUUCAGGAAGCGUCGGAAGGAUCUGUGUAGGAUUCUCAGCGUGCCUGCGCCGGCGUGGAGUGAUUUGAAGAACCGGACUGCUCCUGCAUAG
Fulvia fulva is the source of this 1188-nucleotide messenger RNA. RefSeq names its product Glucose N-acetyltransferase 1. Gene Ontology annotation, molecular function: glycosyltransferase activity. The coding region runs from base 1 to 1188 and encodes 395 amino acids. The transcript has 2 exons. Lineage: Eukaryota; Fungi; Ascomycota; Dothideomycetes; Mycosphaerellales; Mycosphaerellaceae. The record is from RefSeq and is a predicted model, not a curated record.